GUUCCACCUGCCUUUGCUCUAAUAAUUGAUUUUAAUGACGGUAGUGGUAGUAAUACUGUCGGACUUACAAACACUUGCCAGUCCGGCGAAUUUUAUGAUAAACGUUUAAAGAAGUGUAGAAACAAGGGAAGUUAUGUGAAUGAAACACGUACAGGCGACAAGUACAUAGAUGUUGACAGUUCUGAUGCGCCGACUUGUUCUUUAUACAUCACAGGCAGUAACAGGGCGAAGUGUGAAUUUAAAGAAAUUCAUAAGUGUGAAAAAAUAUUAAUAAGCAAAGGGAAAUUCACGUUGUACGAGAACAGAACAGUGUGCGUAGGGCUUUUUGACCAAUGGUACCAGGCGGGAGAGUACGAGAUUACUAAUGAUGGCGUCUGGGUAUGUUUGCCAAAAGCACCCACAGAAAAGUUCUCCCCGGUGAUGGGUUGGGUCUCAUUGGCGGGUUUUGGGCUGUCCUGCCUUUGUCUCCUGCUCCACCUGGCUGCCUUCCUCUUGGUGCCUCGUCUUAGGAACCUCCCAGGCAAGUCCUUGGCGUCCCUCUGCCUGUCACUUCUCACCGCCUACACCAUCUUCAUCUUCAGCACCUUCCUCGAGCCUAGAAUGACCGGAUGUUACAUCUCGGCAGUCCUUAUGUAUUACUCCUUCCUCGCUUCCUUCUGCUGGAUGAAUAUCAUGGCCUUUGACGUAUGGCUGACAUUUCGACAAGCUAAAGAUGAGCUACGAGUGUCAUCUGGGAGACAGCGAAGCAAGUUCUUAUUCUACUGUGUGUACGGCUGGCUGCUUCCCGCCCUCGCUGUGGUCGUCACAGUAACCCUUGAUAAGACCGCCCCUGCAGGUCUUCCUUCAGAGUUCCGGCCCAACUUUGGUCAAUGUUGGUGCUGGUUCGGGAAGCGUAAGGCAUUAAUGGUGUUCUUCGUUGCUCCACUAAUUGUAGUUAUGGCUCUCAAUGUUGUGUUUUUCCUUUUUACUUCAUACUCCAUCGGUACCAGCAGAGAACCGACACUUCGGAGGAACUCAAGUUCACAAAACAAGAAACAGUUUCUGCUGUAUGUGCGACUGGCCGUGUUGAUGGGCCUCUCCUGGAUCAGUGGCAUCGUGGCUGACUACCUGCAGCUGGAGGCCGUCUGGUACGUCUUCGUGGUCCUCAACACUCUGCAGGGAGUCUUUAUCUUCUUGACCUUUACCUGCAGGAGCAAAGUGUGGCGGGCGGUGAGGGAGUUCUGUUUCAAGGAAGCUAAAUCUCGUCCUGGUAAAAGUAUGACGCCACCGGGGCCAAAUCUGACGUCGGACACUUUAGACAGUUCUCGAAUAUCAAUAGACACAGAGUUAUCCAGCAUGUAACUCACCUGUCAAGGCUCUCGCGGCUGUGUGUAUGUAUCUAAGCCAGUAAAAGAUUAAAAUAUGUUUAAAAAUGUCCAAGCCAGUAAAAUAUGUUUAAAAUAACAUUGUUGAAAAUUAGUUAACGGAAGGUAGUAUAAUAAAAUUCAACAAAUUAUAGAAUGAGUGGUGAAUGUGGAAAAAGCAUUCGAGUCUCCCAGGUGAAUUAAACGUUUAUUUUCACA
This is a messenger RNA of Procambarus clarkii (red swamp crayfish), 1562 nucleotides long. Lineage: Eukaryota; Metazoa; Arthropoda; Malacostraca; Decapoda; Cambaridae. The record is from RefSeq and is a predicted model, not a curated record.